Molecule: messenger RNA, 625 nt
Organism: Neocloeon triangulifer
Lineage: Eukaryota; Metazoa; Arthropoda; Insecta; Ephemeroptera; Baetidae
Product: C-type lectin domain family 4 member G-like
Exons: 4
Coding region: 74-568 (164 amino acids)
Source: RefSeq, a predicted model, not a curated record
AUAUAAAGUCCUUAUAAUGAGCAUAUAAAGAUCAAGACGCAUCUUCACAGUAAAUUACUUCAUAACUGUCACCAUGAGGCUUUUAGCUGCGGUUUUAUUUGCUGCUCUACUAUCGUGUGCUGUUGCAAAACCAAUCAAACCAGAGUGCGAAGCUUUAUUAGCACAGAAUCUAACGUUGGCCAAUUUGGAUACAGGCAUCUACUUUUAUGAUGAUUUUAGUGGAUGGAUGUCUUUUGAUGCCACAUUUGAGUACUGCUCCAACCGUGGCCUAGAGAUGGUCACUGCAAACAGUCUGCUUGAAAUACAAAAUUUGUGGAACAUGACCAAAGGAACCAUCUGGACCUCUGGCCAGUGGGUUUAUGACAGCGCAAAGCCACCCGGUGACUUCCGUUGGGUAGGUGGUGCUGUCAUUCCCCUUAAUUCUGAACUUUGGGCACCGGGGGAGCCUGACACUUACCUCGAAGGCAGGCACUGCUGCGUUCAAUGCAACUCGGGCAGACUCCACGACGCCAAAUGUAGCGACUGGUACGCGCCUGUGUGUGAAAUUCCAACAACAUGUUACAAAUAAAAACUUUUUAUUUUGAAUAAAAUUUAAAUUUGAUACUUAACAAAAGAAAAUUAAUCA